AGGAGAGAGCCAGAGAUACUCUCCCUCUGUGCCGACACUUCAUCCAUUUACGCCUGAUAUAACUACUUAGUGUUUUGCUCUUACGAUGUCUGCCAGUGUCGGUCUGUGAGGAGGACUUGUCUCACGGUUAUCCUGUUAGCUGCUUACUCCGGCUACAUGGCCAGCUAGCACAACAAAGCUAACUGCUGUUAGCUUCUGGCUUCAUCUCACCCGUAGCCGGCGAAGUGAAGAGCCGAGAAGGGGAAUGGCAAGAGUUUGCUCGGGUAGCCCUUCCAGAAGAAACAACGACUAACCAGAAUCAACCAACCUCUAUUUAUCUACUUAUUUGAAUCACCGGUUGUCGGUGUCACUGUAAUCCCCACCAUGGUACAGAAGUACCAGUCGCCCGUGCGGGUGUAUAAGUACCCCUUUGAGCUGGUGAUGGCGGCUUAUGAGCGCCGGUUCCCCACCUGUCACCUGAUCCCUAUGUUUGUGGCGAGUGACGUGGUGGAAGAGGAGACCAACGAGGACGGCUCCACCACCCGAGUGCAGCGCCGCUGCGCCCUGGAUGUUGACGCCCCGCGCCUGCUCAAAAGGAUUGCGGGUGUGGACUAUGUGUACUUCAUCCAGAAUAACACUCUCAACCGCAAGGAGAGGACACUUCACAUCGAGUCCCAUAAUGACACCUUCUCCAACAGAGUCAUCAUCCAUGAGACCUGCUGCUAUUCGGUUCAUCCGGAGAAUGAUGCCUGGACGUGUUUCGAGCAGACCGCCAGCCUGGACAUCAAGUCCUUCUUCGGCUUUGAGAGCAACGUGGAAAAGAUUGCUAUGAAGCAGUAUGCCAGCAGUAUCAAAAAGGGAAAAGAAAUCAUCGAGUUCUACCUGAAGGAGCUUGAAGAUGAAGGGAUCACCCAGGUGCCGCGCUGGACUCCCUCCUCCCUCCCCCUGCCUGUCUCCAGACCCACCAGCCUCUUCACCAGCCUACCUGUCCCCCCCAAACCCGCCAUCACCCUCCCCAUUUCUAUCCCGCUGCCCAUCAACGCUAAGGACAGCAACUCUCAGGAGGACACGCAGGACAGCAGCACACUUCAGGCAGACGUCCUGACGGAGAUCCUGACGGGGACACCCGAAGAUAAGUUGGAUGCGGACUAUAUCAAACGUUACCUAGGCGACCUGACCCCCCUGCAGGAGAGCUGUCUGAUCAGACUUCGCAAAUGGCUGCAGGAGACGCACAAGGGAAAGAUCCCUAAGGACGAGCACAUACUGCGCUUCUUGCGUGCCAGGGACUUCAACAUGGACAAGGCACGGGAGUUCCUCUGCCAGUCGCUGACCUGGAGGAAGCAGCACCAGGUGGACUACCUGCUGGAGACCUGGAGCUCACCUCAGGUCCUCCAGGACUUCUACACCGGAGGCUGGCACCACCACGACAGAGAUGGUCGGCCUCUGUACGUCCUGAGGUUGGGUCAGAUGGACACCAAAGGACUGGUCCGCGCUCUCGGAGAGGAGUCUCUGCUCAGACACGUGCUGUCUAUUAAUGAGGAGGGGCUGAGGCGCUGCGAGGAGAACACAAAGGUGUUCGGCCGACCCAUCAGCUGCUGGACGUGUCUAGUGGAUCUGGAGGGGCUGAACAUGCGUCACCUGUGGCGGCCGGGGGUCAAGGCGCUGCUGAGGAUCAUCGAGGUGGUGGAGGCAAACUACCCCGAGACCCUGGGCCGGCUGCUCAUCCUGAGAGCGCCCAGGGUGUUUCCUGUCCUCUGGACCCUGGUGAGUCCAUUCAUCGAUGAAAACACCCGCAAGAAGUUCCUCAUCUAUGCCGGCAAUGACUACCAGGGUCCUGGAGGGCUGGUGGACUACAUCGACAAGGAGAUCAUCCCUGACUUCCUGGCAGGAGAGUGUAUGUGUGAGGUACCGGAGGGCGGCCUGGUUCCUAAGUCCAUGUACCGCACAACCGAGGAGCUGGAGACCGAAGAUGUCCGCCUGUGGACCGAGACCAUCUACCAAAGCGCCAGCGUCUUCAAGGGAGCUCCACACGAGCUUCUGAUCGAGAUCAUCGACGCCUCCUCCGUCAUCACCUGGGACUUUGACAUGUGCAAAGGCGAUGUGGUCUUCAACAUUUACCACUCCAAGAGGGCCCCCGCACCUCCUCGUAAAGACCCCCUGGGAGCACACGGCAUCACCUCCCCCGUGGGAAACAACGUCCAGCUGAUAGACAAGUCCUGGGUGCUGGGGAAGGACUUCAGCAUGGUGGAGUCCCCCCUCACCUGCAGGGAGGGCGAGAGUGUGCAGGGCUCCCAUAUCACGCGUUGGCCUGGUUUCUACAUCCUGCAGUGGAAGUUCCACAACAUGCCGGCCUGCUCCGCCACCAACCUGCCCCGAGUGGACGACGUGCUGGCCACCCUGCAGGUCUCCUCGCACAAGUGCAAAGUCAUGUUCUACACCGAGGUGCUGGGCUCUGAGGACUUUAGGGGCUCCAUGACCAGCCUGGAGUCGAGCCACAGCGGCUUCUCUCAGCUCAGCGCUGCCACCACAUCCUCCAGCCAAUCACAGUCCAGCUCUAUGAUCUCCAGGUAGAAGCUGAGGACUUCAAUCCCCACAAUGCCCCUCUCCACUGCCCUUACCAACUGUCCUCCCUCCCUCCUUCCCUCCUUGUCUUUGGACUCCAUUGCACAGCCAGUCUCUUCGGAACUGAAGCAUGCUUGCACAAACAGAAGACAAAGAAUUUAAAAAUUAUAUACGAGGCAAAAAGAAAAAAAAAUCAAGGGCUGAUUUUUUGCACAAAGGUAAUAUAUGUUGUUGUGCCUGGUAUCUGUACUGGGCAGCAGUUUGAAUUAUCAGAAUGUUUGUGUUGAAAUGUUAAAGGUCGGAAGAUAAAAGGCGGUGCGUUCGCGGCACCAGAAGCUGAAAGAAGCAAUAUUCUCAUCUGGAGGAGUGGCGGGCCCAGAUGAGGACCCUGGAGGCGCUGUUACAUAUAUGCAUUCAAAUCUACACAUCUGCACGGCGCAUACCUCAUCAUGUGCGCUCUCCGAAAAACUGUUACAGACAAACACCUCCACACAUAUAAACACACAUGGAUUGACAGUGUUUUGCCAUAUUCCCAGAGGGGUUUGUUGAAUCUGGUGAAUUGUUUAUAGGUCAAAUGUGGAUGGAGGAAAACUCUGAACUGAACUUGGGUCAAAGAUCAUGUGCAAAUAAUUAGUUUUUCAAUUUGAAGGAGCUACGGAGCGGGUGGAGCUCACAACAGAGUGGUGCAGUGAUGAUGUCAUUUGAAAUGCCGACCCGGAAGUAAGCUUCAAAGAGCUCCCUCGAGAUGGGAUUUUUCCACUGGAUUUCGUAAUUUUGCAGAAAAUUUUUGGCAAACACGUUUAUGAUACUUACAUUGAUGUUGAGCAAGGUAUCUCCUCAUAUUCACACAUUUACCAUUUUUGAAGCGUAACUUAAAUUGCAAGAAGUAAAAAGCUAACGCUUUAAACAAACUACAUCAUGGUCGCAUGGCUGCGCAUCACCACCGCUGAGCCAAAGACGGCUAAUGUUCUGCCUCAAUUAGUCACUUGUUAACAACCACUGUUUUUAUUACGCAUAGAAGCUUCAGAUAUGUAUUAGUGGAGUAUUUACCGACGUAUUUUGUGUUUUAGAACAAAACUUGAAAAUCUCUUAAACUUACGUCAGAUCUUGUUUCAGUCAUCUAACCAAAAGCAUGAAAAAAAACCUUUGAGAGAAGGGAAGCGGAAGUAGUACAUGCUAACUCCUUUCUGGGUUUUAGGACUCAUUCCUGCACCGCUUUAUGUAGAUAGUGUCAGCAAAGUUGCUAGUUGGUGAGAAAAUAAUAUUCCUUUUUUCCUGCGCCUGUGCACUUUUUUUAUUGUCUCCUUUGAAAAACCCCACCCGCCCGUCUCACGAUGGCUUUAUCACACAUUGAAAAACAUUGAAUAUUUGACCCGGGUCUUAGCGGCGUAAAUCCGCUAGAAGCAAUAACAAAAGUUUGACUUUCUACUGUGUGAAAUAUUUAUAUUUAUCAUUGAGAUGUACGUGGAAGAUUAUGGGUGCUGAUUGCAGAUUUAUGUUGUGAGUUGCGUACAGGCGGGCAAACUGAGCCACAAAGUCUGUGUCAGGAGAGAAACAAAAAUAAGUCGCCAGAUUUUCUCCUUGACACCUUUUUUUAUUUUCCUUUGAACGACUUACAGUUUGUUUGCUUCCUGUCCAGCGUGUUCACGUUUGAGAUGCGAAAUCAAGUCGUUAAGGUGAUGCCUAGCCUGAUUUGUGAAUGUGCAACUGAUUUUGAACACAUUUUGAAGGUCGUGAUGCAAUCACUCAACUUAUUUUUCAGAGUGGUGUAGAUUUCAGCGUGCAUUAAGGAUGAAUGUUACUGAGUGAUUAUCAUUGAUACUGUACAUGUGCUAGUGUUGACUGGGGUUGUGUUUUGAAGGUGAUGGGGUGACGCAGUGUGCCGUGUUUACUGCAUGCUCGCGUGGUGAUCGGGUUUACAGAUCUAUAUUAUUUAAAAGAUUAAGACAUAGCCAUUUUAAGAGUUGUGUCAAUAAAUACCAUGUUAGCCUUUGUAAGUUAGAAACGUACCUGCUUUUUAUUUCAAGGUCACUACUGUAACCAAUCGAAUUAACAUUUCUAAAUGCAGCACAUCCAUGCAACAGUUUUUGCUGUGGAGGGCGGAGAUGACCGCCAUUGCCAAGAGUCAUUGUCAUGCUGUUGCCAUGGUUAUCAAGUGCAGCUGACGGCAACAAACAGAAAGAUAAGACGGAAAAUACUAACCCUGUCUGUGGUUGUUUUUGAUAUAUGAAACUUAUUAUUUUUUUAACUAUUAAAGAAAGGUCAAGGGGUUAACUUGUUUAUAUCAUUAACUGCAAUAACAUGACAUGCUUUACUGAGUGAAAGGACCUCCUCAGAUUGUUGGGCUAUUUAUAGUGUGUAUGAUGGUGUAAAAGAAUAAAUGCUAGAAUGGAUAAAAGAUGUGCUUGUAAAAGAGCCUCUCUCUGAAGCAUGUCUGGUCUCCUGCUUCCCCAGGAGGCUCCAUUACUCUGUCUUCAAUGGUUCCUCUGAUGGUAAAUUACCAUUUUCAGAUAAAACUACUCUUAUAGUUCUCUUUGUCUCUCUUUCUCUAUCAACUUUCGUUAUGUGUACACUUGCUUUCAAACAUUGUGUAUAUCGUACAAAGCAAAUUGGAUCUUUUUUGAAGCCAUAGGCAUAAAGACGUGUACUCGGAUCAGAUGUUUUUGUGUUCCACAUACCUGAAAACGUCCUUCUUCUCUGACUUUAGCACUUACACUUACAGAUGAGGGCUAUAACCGUUUGUCUUGUUUAUUAUCUUUCUCUCUACUUCGCAUAUCUUCUCUUUACCUUGAUGUGAGGAAUAAUGUUGAAAGUACAUGUUUGGAUAAAAAGAGAAUAUGGCGCCUUUAAUUUUUUUUGAAAACAUUAAACUUGAAUUAUGAGAAAAUA
Messenger RNA from Trematomus bernacchii (emerald rockcod), 5430 nucleotides. Its product is annotated as SEC14-like protein 1. Lineage: Eukaryota; Metazoa; Chordata; Actinopteri; Perciformes; Nototheniidae. Gene Ontology annotation, cellular component: cytosol; cytoplasm. The coding region runs from base 364 to 2550 and encodes 728 amino acids. Gene Ontology annotation, molecular function: RIG-I binding. The record is from RefSeq and is a predicted model, not a curated record. The transcript has 16 exons. Gene Ontology annotation, biological process: negative regulation of RIG-I signaling pathway.